UCUCGUUCAUCAGUAGCAGUUCGGCAGGACCUACGGACCUACCCUCGGACGUGUCAGUCUAUUAGCGCCGAUAACCAGCUAAACUCGCGUUGUUGCCGCAGGUCGCAGAAAUAUCUAUCGAAAGGUGGUUCAGAAGCGAAUCGGGACCUUCAAUUCACGCUGAAAAUGAGAGUUUUAUAGACGCAGAAAAAGUGCCGGCUCCAGCUCAUCACGCAAAGUGCAUUGCAGUUUUCUGCUUCGCUCGCUCGUCUCUUGGCAGCCGGUGGAUUCGCUCCGCGACCGGGACACCCGGUUUGGUUGGAAAGCGGCAUUUUCGUGUCGCGCGAAUUAGUUACUUUUCACGGAAUUGCGAUUCGUUCGAAGAAAGUGCAAAAAUUUUCUGUGUUGAAUUUGUGGGGAUUCGGUGCAUUUCGCUAUGAUCUGUAUUCCAAGUGAGGAGUGAGCGAGACGGGCUAGUUUUCAGUCAUAGUGCGUUCCGUCUCGCAGUGUUUCGCCGCUCGUUUUGCACGGAAUCCGAGUGAAACGCUGAAAAGCCCGAGACGAGACACGGGAGUGUGCCGCUGACAUUUUCACGUUGAAACUUGUAAAAAUCGAAGUCGUUUUCCGCCCGGGAAAAAGAUCUGAAGUCGUUUAAAUGUGUAAAGUGGAUUCCAAGUUCUACGAGUGCUAGAAAAGACACCCGCUUGCAAUUGGCGAAAAAUUUUCGCGAAGUGAAAACGCGAGUCUAUCGUCUGACAGGCGGCCGGACAUUUUGUAGUAACGAGGAGACACCAGAACGCGGAAAAGUCGCCGAACAAUUCGGGGAAAUGAUCGAUACCGCCGACUUGCAGGCGUUCCUCGCCACCAAAGUCGAAGGAGGCGCGGUCGCCGUCGACUUAUGCAAAAUUGGCCAAAGCCACCAUCAACAACACGCCGGUGGUAGCAAAAACGCCAAAAGCAACAAUGGGAAUUUUCGAGUCGCGCUCGACAUGGAAGAUUGUUUGGAUCGAUUUUAUGGCGGAUAUUACUCUGACUGGGCCUGUGGCGGUCAGUGGAGUCGUGCCUACCAAUUUGUACAACUACUUCAUACAGCUUUCAAAAAUGCUCAUGUGGAAAUCCAUGCCUUCUUCGACGGGUCUUUGAAGAAAAAUAAAAAGACUGCAUCGGAACGAAAUGAUUUCCGACAAAAAACUCUUUCGGUUCUUAAACACAUUCGAAUGAUUGCAACGCCUCCGCCAAAAAUUUGGUGGUUGCCACCUUCGGGAAUUCGUACUACAUUAAGAAAUGCCUUACGAAGCGUUAAUAUUCAAGUUGCGCAAACUGUAAAUGAUCACACAAUGGAAAUCAUAGAAUAUUUCCAUGAACAGAAAUUAGAUGCUAUCAUAGGUCUCCAUCCGGAUUACAUCAUUGCAAACAGUUCUAGGUAUUUCAGUUCGCACGAUUUGCGAUUAUCUUACAAAGGAGCCUUAGAAACCAAAGAGUUUAUGGUUUCCAAACUACUCUCCACAUUGAGUUUAACCGCUGAUCACCUGCCCUUCGUCGCUGUUCUUCUUGGAGGAUAUAUUGUUUUAGAUGAGGCGAAACUAAAAAGUAUUUACGAGAAGUGUAAAAUCGAUUACAGUCUCGACUUCGAAGCUAGAAUUCGACGGAUCGCUGAAAUCGUCAGGAAUUCACCAACCAACGACAUAGAUGAAUUCAUCAAACAUCUGAAUCUUGGCGAUUAUGAGAAAGAUAUCAAAGAAUCGGUUGAGUACUACCAAAGAAAGGGACAGUUUUCUGGUAAAAAAUACCAAGGAGCCAAGAAGCGUGGUAACGAUAAUCAAAAGCAGGCUUUACCUGAACCUGCGCCGAUUGCAUCAGAAACAAGUGAAACAGAUGAGCUAACUCGCAAGAUAUUGACCGACGUCAAUAAUUUGGUUGAUGAAGAAGCAGCAGCCGCAGAGCAGAAAGAGGAAGCCGAGAAAGUGGCAAAAAGCAAGACUGAAACUAAAGAAAAUUCAUCGAAAACAAAAUCAACUUUCGUCUACACUCUUCCCGGGGAAGUCAUAAAAACUUCCCUUAGUCGUCAUCAACGUGGCAUCAUGGACGCUCGCAUUUACCAUUUACUAACAAAAAAAGAAAUCAUACUUCCUCAGAUUUUGGAAGACGAGAACUAUCGUGAAAUACCAUCGAUUCACUUGUUCUACCGACCAGCAAGGCAAAUGAUUUAUGCUGUUCUUUUCAACCUCUACCACCAAAAAUAUCUGUGUUCAAAACAAAACAUGGGCGACAAAGAUAAGAAAAAUGAGCGCAAGGAGGCAUCGGGUCAGUCCCAUAAACUACCCGAAAUCCAAAUAAGCGAGUGGAUUUGGUCGCCACAAAAUGAGUAUAAACGACCGGAUGUCGUCACGGCCCAAGCUCUUCCAUGGGCGGUUCCCACUGUUCAACGAUUGUGGUUCGGAAUGGCGUUUGAUGAUAAACAACGCAGAAUGAGGGCGUUUCUGAGCAUAAUGAGAUCUGACACUCCCUUAAUGUUAAAUAGGGGUUAUGUCCCGCAGCAUAUGUUAGUGAUGGCUUGCGUUUUGCGAUACAUCGUCACAUGCCCAGACAGAACCAUAUUGACCAGGCAAGAACUAGACGCCUUCCUUGCCACCGCCUUUUCGCCUCAACUACCCAUUGUUGAAUACACUCAGGAACUAGUGUUACCAGGCGUGCAUCUUCGAGGUGUGUAUCUGGCGACACUAUUUAUGCAGGGUGUUGAGACAGCCUCGCUGGCAAACGAUUCGUGUGGAGUGCCUCUUCCCUGGACCAUGACGAACCCAUGGUUAUUCUUCGACGGAAAGCUUUUCCAUCUUAAACUGAAAAUGUCCACAUAUGUAACAACAUUGCGUGAACUCUGUGAUGACCAUAUCGAAAUCGUCCUGAAAAUUGAACGAUUCCGCAAGGCGAUUUUAGAAGACGUUGAACAUUAUCUUUUACCAGCUGCUCAUAUGGACCCCAUGUAUCGACCAGGAUUUCUACCACCUCCAGCGAUUCCAAUUCCUGCUUACAACAACAAAAACGCACUUCAUUCCCUUGCAACAGCAGCCAGCUCAAAUGGAACAAUAUUCUACAAUGCCCAAGCUCCAUACUUUUCCAUUUCAUCAACUCUUCUUGGCCGCGAUGCUAUCACUGGAGUUAAUACCACUGGAAUGAAUGCGCGCACCAAUAUGCGUGGAGCUGCUGGUCAGCAGCGUAACGGUGCAGGGAAACGUAAAGACUAUCAGCUCAAAGUAGGCGGAAUAGUUACAGGUUCAUGGGCGGCCGGCGGAAUUCAAAACCGCUCAUUGUUUGGUUCGCCUGCUAAUCGUCUAAACACUCGCCUAACCGUCGCUGCUAAUCGAUUCAAUGUAAACAAUCGUGGGAAAAUGUCAGUCAAUGCUCGUUUGCAGAGGAAUCAAAAUACGAGCACAUCAAACAUUGCCAAUCGAGCAAUCGCACGAGUUUAUGGAAACAAAUUAAACACUCGCAAUCGAAAUAAGCAGAAACGGAAGGAGAAUCGCAAAGGCAAACAACAGGGAAAAAAACAAAACACAAAGGCUGAUCAGAAGACUUCACAGAGUGGUGAAAAGUCAGAAAUCAAGACUGAAAUCGAUACAAUCGUAGAGAAAGUAAAAAAUACUUCGUUAAGGGAGUGCACCGUUGAGCUUCGAAACGGGAAAACAAUCCUUGCGUCGGAUCUAGCCAAUUCCAUAUGUGAUGAACUAUUGAAGGAUGAAGAAGAAUCUCCAAAAACUUUGAAAACAGAACAAGUUUCCCCGCCGUCAGUCUCAUCGCCGUCAAAACCCAAAGCAGAAACUGUACCGAACGAUACAGGAGCCUCAGGUGAUUCUACGAAAAAUGACGAGUUAAAGCAAGCACCGACGGCGACAAAAUCAGCGACAUCGGCCGCUAAAAGUGCUACAAACGCUACAGCUCUGACAAAGAAAACGAAAGCGAAGAAGAAUGGAACCGCCAAUGCUGCCUUAAAUAAGACUGUAUCUAGUGAAAGCGGAGGCGAAAAUGAUAAUUCCGCUAUGAAUGCAUCCAAUAAUUCUGAGGUUGAGGAGUUAGGGCAAGGAGACGUAGCCGUUCAAGGUUAAGUAUCACUAGGUAAUCCUCUUUUUUGGCAGUUUUAUUUCUUUUUUUCCACCCCUUGAGAGAGAAUGCGUACAUGCUAUAUUGGUAGCGAUUGAUAAUUUACUGAAGUUAUGAACUUUUUGAUUAGUCGAUACGGACUCGUUUUUGCUCUUUUUUUCUUACACGAAUACGAUUAUGAACUAUAAAGUAAUAUCAAAACAUAUUAGAAAAAGGAAAAAUAUUAAUAAUGUUUGUCGUCGCUGAUAUAUCCUUACUCGGAGACAAUAUUUUUGUUUUUCCCAGAUUACAUUGAAAUAUAAAGUUUUUUGAUUUAAUACACUUUCAACAUGAUCAGCUGCAACAGCAAUUAUUGGUUGAAUUAAUAUUAACAUUUUGUUAGAUACCUUCGCAUCAUUAUUAGGUUUCGCUUCCAUUGAAUAUGCGAAUUGGCGAGUAACUGACUUACUUUGAAUAAAAACGGAAUGUACCUCUGAGUCCCCGUGUGGUCCUUAGCUAAUUCUGUUAUCGAAUAUUAACAGCUGCUAUUGGGACCGGAUCGGGCUUCAUUUCUCAAAAAUGUAAAAUUUCCGAAAAGAAACCAAUGCGAUGCGAAGGAUUGAUAACAGAAAAUUGAAAACAAUUUGUUAUAAUUACACAUUAAAAAUUACUAUUGAAUAUUGAUUUAUAUUAACCGUUUAUUUUCAUAGACAUUUAAGAUCGUUAAGAGUAAAUAACUGAAAGUGUAAGAGUAUUAUAUAAUGUACUUGUUACAAUUACUAAUUCUUUAAUCAUUUUUACUUUGCACCUUCUAUUUUCCUAUUCUCUAAAUGCUUACUUCUGUUCGUGACCAAUGUGUCAUCAGAUUAACUAAAACAAUAAAACCUGAUUCAAUUCAAUAUAUUGAAAUAAAAAAGCCAGACGAAAUUCAUAGUGCGAUAAUUCGAAUUGCAACAGGAACUAUUACAUAUGUAAACAUAGAACAGUUCGCGAUCGAAUUUAGUUGACACGCUAAAGAGUCAUAACUUGAAAUAAUUCAAAAUCACAUUACCAGAAUGGACAAACCUUGAUUGAGUCGACGAAGAAACGAGCAAUGAUUAUUUUUUUGAUGGAAUUUGCAAAGUGAUAUUCGUCGUGAUCAGUGCGGGACCUGCGAGUAGUCUUGAUCACAAUUAUGCAUUUAAUGAGGCUAAAUAUUUUCUCAGCAUACUGAAUGAGACCAAGUGAUUUCGUCAUAAAAGUGGCGGGACUGUCGCGGGUUUACCUCCUAGAUAUGAAGCAAAACCAAUUGAAACAAACCAUGGACGUGACAUUAUUAAAACAUCAACAAGUGAAAACAUCAACAGUAAAGGAAUAACGUGCCCUAAGGAAACAAAAGAGUUAUACAAAUAAAUUAACAAAGAAAUCUAAAAAUAAAACAAAAUAAUGAAACAUUUUUUUAUUUUUAUAAAAAUAAGAAAGUGUUUAUGGUCUGUGAUGUUAUAAAUAUAUUUUUAUAUAUAUUUGUUAUUAUAUUGUUAAACGUAUUUAAAAUGCAAAAGAAAAAUAUAUAACUGACAAAUAUUUAAGAUAAUAUAAAAGAUGAGAUAAUUCGAACACGAAACGCUUAACUGUGCUAUUGAGUGAAAUGAAAUUUUAAAUUUCUCGGACGCGCGAAUCAAAAGCUAAUUUAUGCUCCAAUGAGUGUAUUGUUGUCCCUAUCAUAGACUUAACAUCAUUCGACAUGCAUAUUUACAUAAGAUAUUUAGAGUUGGAAUUUAAAAUUCCGUUUUACAUUUAUAUGUAUCUAUUUACAUCAAGAGACUUAGUUAAGCGUUUAUAUAAGAUAUAAUGUUGGUUAAUAUAUUUAUUAUUGCUAAGAAGAAAUAAAAGCGUGAUAACACAGCACGUUGAGGUCAAGUAGUUGUAAUAAAACGCGAUAAAUUGCCUCAGCGGGCGAUGAAAAGAUGAAUGUAAGAUGACUAUUGUUAGGAGCUUUAAGACCGAAUCUUAACAAAAUGACUGCAUCUGCCCAAUGAAUGAAAAGAAAGAAUGAUACACAGAAUCCACAGCAAAAGUACUAAGUGAUAAACUAAAAUAUUUUCUGUCAAAGUUAUACCCGAAGAAAAUGAAAUCGAUCACAUGUAAAACAUACGAAGAGUAUUUUUGGAAGGAAGUAAUCUGGUUAGGAAGGACAGGUCUUACCUACAUUUUUCUUGAGACGACAAAGUAAUUUGAUGCGCAUGCGUGCCGCGGAGCAUGCCAUGUAAGCACAAGCAAAGGAGCAAGUAAUGUUAACAAUUAUUCCACAUUUUGAAACUGAAGUAACUUGCAAGUAAAUGAAACAAGAUGUUACUCAAAACGUAUAUUGAAUUGACACAAUUUAACGAUCCGUUCGAAAAGGUAUUUGAGUUAGCCUAUGUGCAGCAGACACAGAAAUAUCUUCUUUUGUUUUCUCAAAGAUAACGUUUAAUCCAAUCACCAGUUUUCAUCUAAUCAAAUAUCAUACUAAUUAAUACGCUAUGCAGCGUGCAUAGCUCUAAAUGAACAAGUUUGUGAAGACUAGAGAGCAUUUUAACUUGCUGUUUUUAAUAUGAACACUUUGUGUUGAUUUCCACAAAGACAGUAAUAGAAUGCAACUUGUAUUCCCCCGGAGCCGACGUCAAAUGAAAUCCAUGAACAUUACAACUAGAAGUGGAGUUUCAAUGACUUCAACUCACAUAUGAAAAUUAAAAUCCCACGAUUAGCCGAUUCCCUUGCAAAAUGGAGUGCAAACUUUUAAAAAGUAAUCUCGCAAUUAUAAAUCUGCAACACAUUUACCCACAAGAAUUUUCAAAGCCGUUUUAGAACUAUUUCUAGUAACUUUAUCUGUUUAUAAUAGUCGCAUUGAUAUAUUCAUUUCAUCGAAUUGCUAUAAGUGAAGGCGUAAUCGGAACAAUUUCCCAGAGUUUCUACCUAACGGACAAUUUUCGCGCCGCACGGUAUAUCAGUGUCCGAUUUUUUCACAUCAUUAAACCAAACAAACUCUCCCCAAACGUGAACUUAUUGAUUCAUUAAAAAUUAAAUCAUGUUAGAUAUGUUUGUCCACAUAUUCAUAUUCAACCCGUUUAGGGGUAGGACGCAACUAGACGAGUCUUUUUGUCCGCCUUCAAAAAAAAAUUUUUACCACAAAAUACAGUGUUUAUUCGAAGUUAUUGGAAGUUGUGUUGGGCAAACUGCACAACUUCCUGCUUCUUACCACUGAAUAUUCAAUGUCAAAGUUAAGCUAUAAAUAUAAAGGAGGAAGCAAACAGGAUAUUUUGCUAGCGUUAUUUUGUAGGUCCAAGCUUUUUAUAUUAUUUGCCAAUCCACUUCGAUAUUGUUUCAACGACACAUGUCUUAUUGAUUUAAGCACACAGUUUAACUAAAUGUUACUAUGCAUAUUGUAAUUAACUCGAAAAUAUAUAAACAAAAAGAAAAUGUUUUUUAUCAAGUAAUUUGCAUGUAAUACAUUUAUACGUGAUUGAAAAAGAGAAAAAGUACAUUAAAACGAAUAAACAUAUAUUUAUAUAUAUAUGAUUAAUAUGUAACGGUAAUUAUGGCGGAAAAUUUGGGAGUUUUCUACUUGAAAUCUUAGAUAAGUGUUGCUACAUGAAAAGUUGUUAAUUUUACAUUGGUUAAGGGAAAAAUACAAGGAUUCAUUGGAAGCGUUCCCUGAAAUAGAACGAAGGAUUCAACAGUUUAUCUGAGUAUAGGCAAACCUAUUCUGGGCACCGUAAAUUUCUUUUGGAAUUUCAAUUGGAUUUUCUCCCUUAUCAACGCAUAAUUUAUCACUUUUCGUGGGUAUCGAAAAUCUACAUUUUUUAUUUAAACUUUUAUGGAGCAAGAUCCAAGGGAAGCUGAAGACCGUGAACUUAAAAUAUCUUAUAAUUUCAAUGAACUCUAAUAACAAGAACUUUUCUCUUUUCACACAAUGAAAAUGCUUAUUCAAUCGUAAAUAAAUAUUAUUCAAACAAGCAAUAUAUAUGAAACGAUAGUUUGUUGCUUCACGACACUUAGAACGAGUGAACAGUUGAUGCGAAUAAAUCAGUUUGGAAAGUCGCUCUGCGGAGCCAAUAUGAUAUGAAUAUAGAAGGCAAAAGCGAACUUUUGGACACAACAUGCAUUCAUGCAAAAUAGAGAGCAUUCAUUGAAAUAGUUUAGCACGAAAUUUGCAUUUGCUAGAAACUUACGCUAUGAAACACUUAAACAAGAAAAACAUAUAAAAGUAAUUAUGAUAAAUAGCUCCGAUGUUUAACGUUAAUCUUAUAUAUUUAAUAUUAUUUACACGUUUCUAUAUAUAAACUAAUAAAUAAAGUUUAGAGUUUAAUUUCAAUGGUGAAAAAAGAAUUGCUUGAAAUAUAUAGUCGAAACUAUUGAAAUUGUUAGAAGGAAAUAAAAACUGUUUGGAGCCGCGAUGAAAGGGAUAUGUUGGAAGAAGAAGGUAUGGGAGAAAUUUCACAGCACAUUUUCUGCAUAGAAAAACAAUUUUUAAUGUCCUGAUAUCAUACUCACCCUCUCCCCGUUAAAGAAUACCAACCACGAACGGUUUGAAUUGGAAAGAAGUAAUCAAUAAUGUACGAAGCUUAUGUUUAAAAAUAAUAAAUAUAUGUAUGAAAAAUAUUAUUAAGUAGCUACAUAUUUUACAUUUUUUCUCUUUUUCAAAGUGUAAAGAACACUACAAUUAAGGAGCGCGCCCGGUGACGACGACACGACAGAUUUGCCUGAGCCACACUGACCCUACCAACCAACAACGACAAAGUAUUGCAUAAUGUGUUUGCAAGAUACACGUGUUGAAAUCACUGUUAUUAAGUCCUAUCUGGCUGAUGCGAAUGCUUGCAUCUCCUUUUUCUAUCUCAGACAACCCUCUAUGGCUGGUUUGACAAAUGUCUGUGUCUGCAUCAGCAAUCAAACAGUCGAAUGUGUUUUUGAUAAGUAUAUCUUGAAAAUACACCAAUCAAUAUUUUGUUGGUGUUGUUGCCAGUGUGGCUUAAAUAAAUAUGCGUUUUCGUGCCUUUGCCAAUGGACGCGCUUCCUAACAUUUCAAAUUUCCGAAUCUUCCGUUUUUGAUUUACCCCAAUACUACGGUAAACUAGUUUUGGUUUCAGUUUCAAAAUUAAUCUUAAGAAUUUUUCAAACAUUGUAAUCCUCGAAAAUUUCAUUUUAUUAUCUAUCGGAGGAAAUACACUUCUAUGAUAAAAAUAUGUUGAAUAUUUUGGUGAAAACAGAAACAGGAAAAAUAUAAAUGGAAACAUUUCACUUCUAUAGAAAAAAAACAAAAUUGCGAAUUAUAUAAAACACAUUAAAAUAAAACCUUAAAACCAUUAAAAUACAUAAAUCUAAAUGAAUAUUUACUAUCGUAUAUUAAACAUAUAUGGGCAGUCAGAAAUUGUAAAAGAUUUGUCAUAAAAUAAAUACAAAUGAGAAUGUUAAAA
Molecule: messenger RNA, 9485 nt
Organism: Hermetia illucens (black soldier fly)
Lineage: Eukaryota; Metazoa; Arthropoda; Insecta; Diptera; Stratiomyidae
Product: constitutive coactivator of PPAR-gamma-like protein 1 homolog
Exons: 9
Coding region: 807-4079 (1090 amino acids)
Cellular component (GO): nucleus
Source: RefSeq, a predicted model, not a curated record